CCUUACCAAGCUAACUGGUUGGAGAGUGUUAAAAUGUCUGGACGCGGAAAGCAGGGCGGCAAGGCUCGCGCCAAGGCCAAGACGCGCUCGUCGCGGGCCGGGCUGCAGUUCCCGGUGGGCCGCGUGCACCGCCUGCUCCGCAAGGGCAACUACGCCGAGCGGGUCGGGGCCGGCGCGCCGGUGUACCUGGCGGCCGUGCUGGAGUACCUGACGGCCGAGAUCCUGGAGCUGGCGGGCAACGCGGCCCGCGACAACAAGAAGACGCGCAUCAUCCCGCGCCACCUGCAGCUGGCCAUCCGCAACGACGAGGAGCUCAACAAGCUGCUGGGCCGCGUGACCAUCGCGCAGGGCGGCGUCCUGCCCAACAUCCAGGCCGUGCUGCUGCCCAAGAAGACCGAGAGCCACCACAAGGCCAAGGGCAAGUAAGCUGGAAAAAUAGCACCUUAGGUCAUUGAGGGGACAGUUUCAACCAAAGGCUCUUUUCAGAGCCACCC
Herpailurus yagouaroundi (jaguarundi) is the source of this 494-nucleotide messenger RNA. Its product is annotated as histone H2A type 1-E. NCBI's taxonomy places the organism in Eukaryota, Metazoa, Chordata, Mammalia, Carnivora, Felidae. The record is from RefSeq and is a predicted model, not a curated record. Bases 34 to 426 code for a protein of 130 amino acids. Gene Ontology annotation, molecular function: protein heterodimerization activity; structural constituent of chromatin; DNA binding. The transcript has a single exon. Gene Ontology annotation, cellular component: nucleosome.